Messenger RNA from Chelmon rostratus (copperband butterflyfish), 1380 nucleotides. RefSeq names its product fatty acid desaturase 2 (gene fads2). The record is from RefSeq and is a predicted model, not a curated record. Gene Ontology annotation, biological process: lipid metabolic process. NCBI's taxonomy places the organism in Eukaryota, Metazoa, Chordata, Actinopteri, Chaetodontiformes, Chaetodontidae. Gene Ontology annotation, molecular function: oxidoreductase activity, acting on paired donors, with oxidation of a pair of donors resulting in the reduction of molecular oxygen to two molecules of water. The transcript has 12 exons. Bases 43 to 1380 code for a protein of 445 amino acids. Gene Ontology annotation, cellular component: membrane.
CUUUAGUGUGCAGGUGGAUCCAGGCCAGAGACGGCAGCGAGGAUGGGGGGUGGAGGCCAGCUGACAGAGCCAGGAGAGCUGGGCAGCGGUCGAGCUGCUGGUGUUUACACCUGGGAGGAGGUGCAGAGCCACUGCAACAGGAAUGACCAGUGGCUGGUCAUCGAUCGAAAGGUCUACAACAUCACACAGUGGGCCAAAAGGCACCCAGGAGGGUUACGGGUCAUCAGCCACUACGCUGGAGAGGAUGCCACAGAGGCGUUCACUUCUUUUCACCCGGAUUUAAAGUUUGUGCAAAAGUUUCUGAAGCCCCUGCUGAUUGGAGAGCUGGCAUCGACAGAGCCCAGCCAGGACCGAAACAAAAAUGCAGCGAUCAUACAGGAUUUCCACACUUUGCGCGCGCAGGCGGAGCGCGACGGUCUGUUCCGAGCUCGGCCGUUGUUCUUCUGCCUCCACCUGGGUCACAUCCUGCUGCUGGAGGCCCUCGCCUGGCUCAUCAUCUGGCUCUGGGGAACCAGCUGGACGCUGACGUUCCUGUGCUCCAUCAUGCUGGCCGUCGCACAGUCGCAGGCCGGAUGGCUGCAGCAUGACUUCGGCCACCUGUCAGUCUUCAAGAAGUCCAGCUGGAAUCACAUGUUGCAAAAGUUUGUCAUCGGUCAUUUAAAGGGAGCCUCUGCCAACUGGUGGAAUCAUCGCCAUUUCCAGCAUCACGCUAAACCCAACAUCUUCAGCAAGGAUCCCGAUGUCAACAUGCUGCACGUCUUUGUAGUUGGAACCACUCAGCCGGUGGAGUACGGCAUUAAAAAGAUCAAAUAUAUGCCCUAUCAUCACCAACACCAGUACUUCCUCCUUGUCGGACCACCGCUUCUCAUUCCGGUUUACUUCCACAUUCAGAUUAUACGCACCAUGAUUUCCCGCCACGACUGGGUGGAUCUGGCUUGGUCUAUGUCUUACUACCUUCGCUACCUGUGCUGUUAUGUACCGCUGUAUGGCCUGUUUGGCUCGGUGGCGCUCAUCAGCUUCGUCAGGUUUUUGGAGAGCCACUGGUUUGUGUGGGUGACUCAGAUGAAUCAUCUGCCGAUGGACAUCGACCACGAGAAGCACCACGACUGGCUGACCAUGCAGUUACAAGCCACCUGUAACAUUGAGAAGUCCCUCUUCAACGACUGGUUCAGCGGACACCUCAACUUUCAAAUCGAACACCAUUUGUUUCCUACGAUGCCGCGCCACAACUACCACCUGGUGGCCCCGCUGGUCCACGCUCUGUGUGAGAAACAUGGGAUUCCUUACCAGGUGAAAACCAUGUGGCAAGGCCUCGCUGAUGUUAUCAGGUCACUGAAAAACUCAGGAGACCUCUGGCUUGAUGCAUAUCUUCAUAAAUGA